Messenger RNA from Trematomus bernacchii (emerald rockcod), 2338 nucleotides. Its product is annotated as interferon-induced protein 44-like. NCBI's taxonomy places the organism in Eukaryota, Metazoa, Chordata, Actinopteri, Perciformes, Nototheniidae. The record is from RefSeq and is a predicted model, not a curated record. The coding region runs from base 137 to 1009 and encodes 290 amino acids. The transcript is spliced from 10 exons.
AAGUGAAAGCAAGCGGUUAACAUAUAAAACAGACUUUCUUGAAGUUGAAGGGCAUUCGGGCGAGAGGCACAUACGUGAAGAGUCAUUACUUGGAGUAAACGUCACCACUUCUUUACAUAGACACUUCAGCUGAGCCAUGGGAAACAAGACCCCCCCACCUUCCCCCCCACCUCCCCCCCCACCUUCUCCAAAAGUUCUGCCUCGGGAAUGGAGGAACGGUCCUUGGGGAAAAAAAGCAGGAGACUCGGAGUUUGUGGACAAAUACAAGCCUUAUAAAGCUAAUGUCGAGCUCAGAUGUAUGCUUUAUGGACCUGUUGGUGCUGGCAAGUCCAGCUUCAUCAACUCUGUGGACAGUGCUUUACGAGGCAAAAUAGCUGGUCGAGCUGCCACAGAAGGGAUCGGUGGCAAGAGCAUCACCACAAGAUACAAAGCCUACAAAAUCCAAAAAGGAGGACCAGGGACACAUUACCCUUUUGUCUUCAAUGACAUCAUGGGCCUUGAGAAGGAUGCAGGAAAUGGAGCUUGUGUGGAAGACAUCAAACUGGCCAUGAAGGGACACAUGAAGGAUGGUUACACGUUCAAUCCUUCCUCUCCCUUGUCUGAGAAUGAUCAAUACUACAACAGAAACCCCUCUCUAAAUGACAGAGUUCAUGUUCUGGUUUGCAUCAUCCCUGGCAGCAUGUCAGGAAUGCAGGAUGAUUCUGUGAGAAAGUUGAGGGAAGUCAGACUUGCAGCCAGGGAGAUGGGGAUUCCUGAAAUUGCUAUUCUCACCAAAAUUGAUGACACCUGUCCAGAGGUUAGAGAGAAUAUAAGGAACGUGUAUAAGAGCAAGUACCUGAAGAAAAAGAUUGAGGAGGUGAGUGGCGUGCUGGGUUUCCCACCAAGCUGCAUCUUUCCUGUGAAGAACUACCAAACAACGCUCGAGACAAGUGAUGACACUGAUACACUGAUACUGAGCGCACUGAGACGGAUGAUUGAAUCUGGAGAAGACUUUGUCAACGACCUGUAAAACUACAUACUGCUGAGGCAGGUCUUGGUUUUAUAACAACAUGUUAACAAUUAUGAUAAUUACAUGAAGUGGGCAAAAUGGCUUUUAGUUUUUUUUUUGCAGCCUGUAAUGCAUCAUAUCUAUACUAUAAAUGAUGGUGUCUCUACCUUAAUGAGUAAAGUACAGUAUGAAAAGGCUUUAUUUUUCCUAUAUUUGAUGUUUUCUUUGCAUUAUGUGUCAAGGAGUGAACUCUGAGGCAUGAACUCAAAUGCACGACUCAAACUCAGACUCAGGAGAGGUUCAAAAUAAAGACUUUACUGGAAUUAACACAGUAACAAAAACAGGGAAUAACAAUAACUCUCUUUCGAGGAAAAACAAUGACAAUACUCUGAAGCUUAGAGGUACGUAACACGUCUGUGGAGUAAGCUUGCUCAAAGUCCUGAAUGAGGAAACAAACCGACAAUGGACAGGAGGGAACUAGCAGAAUAUAUACACAGGGUAAGGGGAACAGGUGGAAACAAUCAGGGCGGGGAAAACAAACAAAGACGCAGGAGACAGAUAGGGGCGGGGAGUGGAGGCCUGAAAUGAGAGGGAGAAUUACUAUUCAAAAUAAAACAUAAAGCACAGGACAGAAGGACAUGACAAAACUAACAUAAAGAAUAAACUUUCACAAUAAGUUUCUUAGACAUGACAUUAUGGUAUUGUUAGUUAUGCUUUUUUGAUUCAGGUGGUAAUUUAUAUUGCCGUCUCCAGGUAAUCGAGAAUCUGAAUAUUCGUAGGUCGAAGAUGAUUUGGUUGACACGUGUUCAGAUUAAUGAUAACAUAUGCUGUACCUGUCAUUGAUUAAAAAGUGUUUUGUAUAUAAUGAUACUUUUUUAAUGUAACCAGAUCAUAUUCAUCAAAUAAUGAUAACAUCAAUAUUUUUAAAUUACAUAAUAAACAUAAUUGUUUCAAUCACGACAACAGAUCAGAGCAGUUCUGUGAUUUGCAGCUCAUUCAGAUCAAAGCAGCUUCACUUGUCUCUAAGAAAACCCUCGUCAGAUUUUAAAACAUGCAUGUGAUUACACUCUCAAAAACAAUACAUGGUGUUUCUUAUUUUUGCUUGCAUUAAAUGGUUCAACAAUGAUGUACAUUAAUUGUUUAAAAUAUUUGGUGUAUCCAUAUUUUGUUGUUACAUUGGGAGGGUGCAAAGUCAUGAUAAUCAGUGCCUGUUUUAUACAGUGGGCCUAUUCUAGGAUGGUUACAUGUUAAUGCUUUGAUUUCUGUAAAGAUGAAGAUGAAGCUGUUGAUCUACAAUCAUUUGAUUCUCACCAAUAAUAUUUUGAGCAAUAAAUGCAUUCACACAUUCAA